AUGUAUCACGAAAGGGGUCGCGUUCCUACAGAUACCCCAGAAAUGGCAGCCGCACGGGAUCAACGAUUGACAAUCCAGAGACACCACCGCGUGGAGCGACGCCAUGGCGUGCAGCCUUCACAAACCCCGACGUUAAGCGGCUUCAUUCGACAACAGCAGCUCAAUGCUCAGGACGAGGUGCCUGCGACUAGCCGAGCCGAUUUGCUACCCGUGCAAGCAGCUGAGGGAGAUGGUUUGGGUGGUGACGCGGAUGACUUGCGACAUACACCGCCACAGCCCCGCGGCGGCGGACGCCCUCCUAAACGCUAUUAUCCUCCGUCUAUAUCUUCAGCUCAGUCUCGCGGACGCCCUCGCGGACGCCCUCGGCUAGCACGCAAUUCUGUUGGCCGCCCACCUACGCAAAAUCUUCCCCAAGAAAACCCUCCACGAGAAUUGAACGAACCCGCGGUUGGGUCUCGCGGACGCCCUCGCGGACGUCCUCGGCUAGCACACAAUCCCAUCGGCCGCCCACGCAUGCAAACCCUCCACGAAGGAAACCUUCCGCGCGAAUUUAACGAACCCGGUCCGCGGUUUACAGGCGAUGACCAGGAGACGCCGCUGUUGGCCGAAGACAUUGCGAUCAAGAGGGAGUUCGACGAAGCGCUUGCCGCAGAGGAGAUGCAACGAUGCCUGCAAACGGCAGGAGGAACCUUUUUUUUCUCCGCAGAGAACAACCUUGAUUUUGGCCCGGUCCCACCACAGUUGCCCCAACUAGAGCCGUUGGAGGAGCUUUUCAUUGCGCGUGUGCACGUCAGCGUCAAUGUAUUCACUGUAUGCGAUGCUUCCCUGCGAGAGAGUGUACUAGCUAAUCAGCGUCAGGUUCGUGGGCAGCAAUACAAGUUAUCGUGGGCAUGUUGUACACUUUUGCGCGACGUGGGCAAGGUGUACUCAGAGCUUCCCUUGCUGCCCAAGGAUUUGGACAUUGUCAUCCUCCGACCGCGUGGAUCCGAAGCGGUCGAACAGAUGGAUCGACAAUUCCGCAACCGCUUCCGAGUCCACCGAGCAGCAGUCGAGACAUGGCUCAGAUUCCUCGCCGACAACCACCUUGGCUACAGAAAUUUCACCUGGAACUACAACAACCUCUCCCAGUUGCCAGAGGACGGUGACGUCUUUGACCAGCUGAAUAUCUACGAGGUCGCCGAGUCUGGAGGUUUGCCUGCAGAUUCUGGCCCUGUUGAAGAACCGGAAGAGGACAGAGAGGUUGUUGACGAAGCCGCAGUGCCCAAUACGCUAAUCCAUGAUUCGGAAUUGAACCAGCUUCAAGGGCGAGUCAAUGAUGGGGCUACUGAGGUCAAUGAGCAAGUGCCCCUAGAGUCAGUCGACCCCCAGGCUGCUCACCAGCUGCAGAUGCCUUCCAUCCGGCGCACUCCCCUCGAUGAGUUCAAUCAAAAGCAUCAUGCCAUGAAAUGGGAGGAUGGCCGAUUUGCCAAACAUCACAGCUUCCGAUUUAUCGCGCUAAACACUCUGAUGAGGCAGCAGGCGAGGGGUCAUAGCCGAUUCUACGUCAGCAAGAACCACCGAACGCCUCUUACGAAGGAGGCGCUGCAGGAGGCGCUUGCCGAUCCGGACACGCCAGAGGCCCAGGCCAUCCUCAACCGGAUCUCUCGCUAUGCUGGUGUCAUCAAAGACACACGCCCCUUUUGGUACCGCCGACGUCGCGAGUGCGAGUCUUUUGCGCACUGUCUUGGUGUCCCCUCUGCUUUCAUCACACUGAGCCCAGCCGACCUGCACUGGCAGAGCCUCUACCAGCACAUGCCCGAGUACGAGGAGUGGAAGGCGCUUGAUGAGCCGAGACGCAUGGCCAAGAAGAUUGUGCUGAAGAAAAAGUCCAACGUGGCCGACUUUUGGUACCGGUACGAGUGGCAAGGCCGCGGCAGUAGUCAUUCUCAUGGGCUCUACUGGUUCCAUGGGAGCCCUGCUCCUGAUAUGGCAACCCCCGAGUUGAGAGAGCAUUUCGCGAGGAUCUGGGGAUACCACGUGACAGCAGUAAACCCGCAGCAAGAUCAGGGUGCUGACGAGGGCAACACUUUGUCUGUUGACCCUCUGGAGAUGGACGUUACUCGGGAGUGGUUAAACAGAAUCGUCAACCGCUGCCAACGACACCACUGCUCGUCGACCUACUGCCUGCGGGUGACGAAGAAGGAUUCCCAGCGAGCCAGAGAGGCCGAAGCAAGAACCGAGGCUGGAGAGACAACCGGAGAGGAACCGCCGCCACCACAGCCCACGUGUCGGUUUCUCUUCCCCCGGCCUAUACGAGAGGCUGCCGCGGUCAUCAAGGGGCCCGGAAAGAGCUGGUGGUCGUUCGAAACAGAGCGCAACGGCACCCACCUAAACCAGUACAAUCCACUGGUGUCUCUUUGCUGGCUGGCCAAUACAGAUUGCUCGCCCCGCACGAGUGUGGAGGCUGUUGUCAACUAUGCUGGGAAGUAUUGCACCAAGUCUGAGGCCCGGACUAGCACAUAUGCGCAGAUUGCCCAGAGUAUCCUUCCCCACAUAUCAGACAACAACCCGAUGAUUUCUUUUAUGUCAAAGAUGAUGAAUAAACUAAUCGAAGAGAGGGACUACUCUGCGCAGGAGAUCUGUCAUAUCCUCCUGGGACUCCCUCUGCAAGAGGACAGCCGAGUGGUGCAGAGCGUUGACUGUAGGUCCCGCGAGAGACACGCUCGUGCAAUUGACAUUACGGCGGAUGGCGAUAUUGAAGAGUCUCGGACAGUCUACGAGAAGUAUCUCCGACGGCCCGAUCAUAUGCAGGAUGUCUCCUACUUCGAUUACAAGCCAGUUCGCUCACAUCAGCAGUACUCCGACUUCUGCCGGGUCAAGCUGCUGCUAAGCCAUCCCCACCGCCAGACGGAAGAUCUGUCCCAGGUUGAUGAUCGACAGUUCGACAACCACGCAUCUGCCUAUCGCUACUGCCUUGAGCAUCACGACCACCCGGACGACCACUACGGCACGGUUGACGAGCCUGAUCCGUCUCCAGAUGAGGAGGAGUUUGAGCCAGAGGGGGACGCCGGGGACAUUACCCGGUCGAGGACUGGCAGGAGAUGGCGCGGCAAUUACGACGUGGAAGAUAUGCCUCUCGCAGCCCGUGAUACGCUGAACACACAGCAGCGUCAGGUAUACGACACGAUUAUGCGCCACUUCAGGGCGAAGAACGAGAACCGUCGGCCUCCGCCCCUCUGGCUGCAGAUCGAUGGAGGAGGGGCCAAGGCGGCUUUCUAUGGCCGGCCCUCCCCCAUCGUCAGAGCAGCUCCGACGGGCGUGGCGAGCAACCAGAUCGGGGGACAGACUCUGCAUUCCCUUCUGCGACUCCCCGUCGGCGGCAAUUACCGCUCGCUCUCCGAGACCCCCGACGACCCCUCCAUCGCCUUGCAGCGGCGGUUCAGGGGUAUCCACUACCUCGUGAUUGACGAGAAGAGCAUGCUCGGCCUCAAGACCCUCGCGUGGAUCGACCAGCGCCUACGAGAGGUGUUCCCGGAGAAUCGCGACGAGUUCUUCGGCGGCCUCAGCGUUAUCCUGAUCGGGGACUUCUUCCAGCUUCCCCCCGUUCUGAACAAGCCGCUGUACUCAACGCGCGACGACCUGAAGGAUAUCGAGAUGGUCGGGCGCAACGCGUACCUCUCAUUCGACAAGUCCGUGUUCCUGACCACGAUACAGCGGCAGCAGGGCGAAGACCAGGCUUCUUUCCGGCGGGCCUUGGAAGAACUGCGAAUGGCUGAUGUGUCGGUACCCUCCUGGGAGCUCCUUUCUUCGAGGUGUUCUGUCAAGCUCUCACCCGAGGAGGUUGAAAGCUUUGCUGAUGCGCUUCGCAUCUAUCCCACCAAGACCCAGGUCGUCGAGUACAACCACCAACACAUGCCUGGCCUGGACAGCCCCGCCAUUCAGGUCGAGGCAAAGCACGAGGGUGUUAGUGCGGAAAAGGUUGGAUCCUCAAAUGCCGGCAACUUGGCCAAGCGCUUGCCCUUGUGUGUUGGCUGCAGGGUGAUGCUGACGCGGAAUUUGUGGGCCGACGUCGGGCUCGUCAACGGCGCACAGGGGACAGUCUACGACAUAUCCUGGAAAGAAGGUGCCGACGUGCUGCGAGACCCGCCCGAGGUCAUCAUGGUGGCCUUCGAUGACUACGACGGCCCGGCCUUCACGAUGCCGAACGGGGAGCCGCUCCGUAGUGGAGGGAAACUGGCUGUUCCCAUCCUCCAAGUGCGGCAGGACUUCAUGGUCGGCGCCAACUCAUGUUCGAGAGACCAGUUCCCGCUGCUGGUCAGCUAUGCGAUCACCGUCCACAAGUCACAGAGCAUCACCCUGGACAAGGUCGUCUGCGAUAUCUCUGCGCCAGAGUUUGCUUCUGGCCUUUCCUACGUGGCCGUCUCGCGGGUGAAGACACCCGGCGGGCUGAUGUUUGAGCGGCCCUUCGACCGCAGCAGGAUCUACCGCGAGACACCAUCACGAGCUAUGGGGUUGAAGUUGUCCGAUCACGCUACCAGGCAGCUGCAGGCGUUAGAUGCUGUGGCGGGGGAGGUUCCCUCAGAGUCUAAUUGA
Chaetomium globosum CBS 148.51 is the source of this 4572-nucleotide messenger RNA. RefSeq lists its product as uncharacterized. Lineage: Eukaryota; Fungi; Ascomycota; Sordariomycetes; Sordariales; Chaetomiaceae. Bases 1 to 4572 code for a protein of 1523 amino acids. The record is from RefSeq and is a predicted model, not a curated record. Gene Ontology annotation, biological process: DNA repair; telomere maintenance. The transcript is spliced from 7 exons. Gene Ontology annotation, molecular function: DNA binding; DNA helicase activity.